GAUGUCACAGAUGUUCCUCUGACGGUGGCGCAGUGUGCUGACCUUUGGGCUGACUGACUCAUUGGGACCGUCAUUGGAACUUUGACCCAGAAAAAGAAUGUAUGCAUUUUUUCUGGCUAGGCUACCUGGCAUAGUGUGACUUGACAUGAAAGAAAAAUCAAUUUCAAGUAAAAAUGGACCGAAUCAUACGUCAAAUAAAUAAUUUCUACUGCAGUGAUUAUAUAUGUGAUGGCUACAUCACACCUUCGUACGUGUGUGUGCCGAGGACAUCAAUGAAGAUAGCGGGGCUGAGUGACAGCGAGGCAAGAGGCACCUGGACUUUGGGAUCAUUACCGUCCGCUUUGCUAUAAAAGCAGCAGGAGAGCAUCAGUUGAGCAGUAGCACUGCAGAGUUCACUCGCAGAUACUCUCACAGAUCCAACAACCAUGAAGGUCCUUGCUGUGCUGGUUUUGGCCGUCUUCACUGGCUGCAAUGCCAAUCUCUUCCACGCUGAUGCCCCCAAGCCUCAGCUGGAGGUCCUGACUGAUGCCUUCUGGGAGUACGUGGCCAAGGCCACCCAGACCGCUGAAGACACCCUCCAAAUGAUCAAGAAGUCUCAGUUCGGACAGGACAUGAGCGCUCGUCUUGCCGAUGGUACCAACGCAGCCAACCAGUACGCCGUCACCCUGCACGACCAGCUGCCCCCCGUCGCUAAGGAAAUGAUCGCCAAAGUGAGCACUGAGGCCGACCUCCUGAAAGAGCGUGUCGCCGUGGAGCUGAGCACCAUGCGCGGUCGUCUGGAGCCCUACACCGACAACAUGAGAGUCCAGGUCCAGCAGAGGGUGGAGCAGCUCCAGACCGAGCUCAACCAAAUCCUCACCAUGGAUGCCGAGACCCUGAAGACCGAGCUGUUGAAGAGGAGCGAAGAGCUGAAGACCAACCUGGAACAGAGCGUGGCUGAUCUGCAGGCUCAGCUCGGACCCCACACCGACGACCUGAAGCAGAAGGUGGACCAGCACCUGCUGACCUUCAAGGAGAGUGUGACCCCCCUGGCUGAGAAGGUCCAGAUGGAGCUGAUGCAGAGAGCCCAGCAGGUGAAAGACCUUGCCACCCCUUACGUCGGCGAGUUGAGGGAGACCCUGGACCCCUACGCCCAGGACCUCCAGGCACGUCUGAUUGCUCUCUAUGAGUCCUUCGUCAAAACCAACUAAGUCAGCUACAAACUGAAACAUGAGUAUAAGAUUCUCCUAGUUUGUCAACAAGGGGGGGACACUUUCCCAUCAGUAUUUACUGGUGUUCAUGGCAACAUUUACAGUAGUACCCAGUUUUUGGUCUGUGACCACCAAGCAGUCUUCCAUCACUAUUUAA
Messenger RNA from Doryrhamphus excisus (bluestripe pipefish), 1347 nucleotides. RefSeq lists its product as uncharacterized. The record is from RefSeq and is a predicted model, not a curated record. Gene Ontology annotation, molecular function: phosphatidylcholine-sterol O-acyltransferase activator activity; cholesterol transfer activity; phospholipid binding. Gene Ontology annotation, biological process: phospholipid efflux; lipoprotein metabolic process; cholesterol metabolic process. Lineage: Eukaryota; Metazoa; Chordata; Actinopteri; Syngnathiformes; Syngnathidae. Gene Ontology annotation, cellular component: very-low-density lipoprotein particle; high-density lipoprotein particle; low-density lipoprotein particle.